GAGUCAGAGGUCUAAUCUGUAGGCACAUUUGAGUUUUGACUUUUGACACGGUUCACACACUUACUCAAUUUAGUGCUUCGUUAUGCUCAAUUUUGUAACUUUGACUUUACAAUUCUUCUGACGCAACAAUAUGAUAUAAUAUUAAAUUAUUUAUCACAAAUUUCUCGAAUAAAACCUACCUGAAUUUGGCCUGGAUCGUCUCAUUUUAUGACUUAACUUCUCUUCUUGGAUGACAACAAAGAUGGAAGCUAAAUCUGCCAAAGCAAGCCAUGACCCUAAAAUUUGUUGGGUAACUCCAGAAGAUGUUCUCGAAUCUUUAAAUUAUAUUCGCCAAUUUGGGGAGGAUGACAAACCAGUUCAAUUUAGUGAGUGCUUCCAAGUUUGGGGUAGAGGGAGACCAAGACCAAGUGUGGAUAAUAUCAUUUUACCCAAUGGAACAUCACUGCAGUGUGAUUUCCCCCAAGAAAAAUCAACCAAAGGCAGAGGUCGUGGAAGAUUACUACUACUUGAAAACAUCUCAGAACAAUAUCAAGAUCCUUGUCCCUCAGCUAUGUUCGAUUCAAAUGAUUGUAGCUGUGUUGAUAAAAAAAUGAAGAAGUUUGGGAAAGGCAUAGGGAAAUCAAAUUUGGCUUAUACAAAAAUUACACUUAAAGAUCUUGAAGAUAAAUAUAACAGAGCAAAAUUGUUGGGUAGCAAGAAGCCUAUAUUUGACAUUGACAAUGAUUUCCCUCCCUUGCAAUAAACAUACAUGUGUGACCAGUGAUAUUAAUUACUCCUUAAUACAAACUUGCAUGCAA
Daphnia pulex (common water flea) is the source of this 797-nucleotide messenger RNA. RefSeq lists its product as uncharacterized. Lineage: Eukaryota; Metazoa; Arthropoda; Branchiopoda; Diplostraca; Daphniidae. The coding region runs from base 230 to 742 and encodes 170 amino acids. The transcript is spliced from 2 exons. The record is from RefSeq and is a predicted model, not a curated record.